Molecule: messenger RNA, 2377 nt
Organism: Amborella trichopoda
Lineage: Eukaryota; Viridiplantae; Streptophyta; Magnoliopsida; Amborellales; Amborellaceae
Product: receptor-like cytosolic serine/threonine-protein kinase RBK2
Biological process (GO): protein phosphorylation
Molecular function (GO): protein kinase activity; ATP binding
Source: RefSeq, a predicted model, not a curated record
AGUCAUUCACUUUAUGUCACAUAACGUCUGCAACUCUCUCUCUUCCUUCCUUCGAUUUUGUGAAAUAUAAUUUAUAUAUGACUCCUCAGUUUCUGCCAUUUGAAAUAAGCCGCCGCCUGCUAGCUUCCCCCUACUCUCUCUCUCUUUCUCUCUGGAUUCCCCCUCUCUAAGAUUCAUUGCAGUACCGUCUCUCUCCCCUCCCCAUUUCUCUAUCUAAAUUGGAAAGAACCAAUUUGUUCCAGCACAGUUUUGGGACAUGCAUUUCCAUGCUCUUUGAUGCUUUCUUUUAAUCUCGGUGAAGGCGAAGAGAACGAGGAUUUCACAAUUUGAUGACAACGAUGGGAAAUUGGAGAUUACUUUGGUGACAAUGAACCCAUUUUCUUGAACAUUAUAUCUUUUGCUCCCAACCAACACCUUGACUUCGUGGGUAUUGGCUCUUUGAUUUGUUUGUCCAUCUAAUCAACAAAUUUGGGUAGUUUGUGCUUAGGCAAAUGAGGUUUUUCAAUCAAUGGACCUGCAAAUAAAACAAGAAGAAACGACUGUGUUUAAGGUUUCUGUGAUCGACGUACAGUCAUCUGUUAACUCUAAAAUGGGAGUGCAAGAAGCAUCGGGAGAAUGCUCCAUGGUUAUGGCUUGCAAUAAUGGAAAAGGAAAGAUCUUCCCUCUUGCAGAAGAACCAUUAAACCUCCUAAAAGAAGAGGUUAUUGCAGUUUCUAUCACUGGUCGUGAGAUGGAGAUAAAAACAGAGCAAUGCCCUGAAAAUGGGACUCGCAUGUCUCCUUUCACUUGUGAUGACUGCAAAGGAAGUGAAGAGAGAGAUAGUAAUUGUGUCCAAUUGGUAGGAGAUGGCUCUCCUAGAGGGGUCUUGGAGGAAUCCUUUCAUUUAUUGGAAUCAGAUAUGAGCUCUUCGAGAACCAGCACCUCGUAUUCUGAUUCCCAAUCCUCGACCACAAAUACUUCUCAAUGGAGAGCUUUUUUUAGCCUAUGGAAGCAAAAGUCCAUGAAUCGACUCUCCUCUUUUCCUCCUAUGCGGGUUCCCAAGAUAUCGAGUUGGAAACGGGGGAGGUUGAGAUGCCAAAGCACAAGUAACGCUGCUGAUUUAUGUUUUUUGAAGCCUUCUUGGAAGAAUUUCACUCUCUCAGAGCUUCGAAAUGCAACAAAUAACUUUAGUUCAGAGAACCUCAUCGGAAAGGGCGGUUAUGCCGAAGUUUACAAGGGAAGGUUGAAUCAUGGGCAGCUUGUGGCCAUUAAGAGGCUUGCUCGAGGAACACAGGCUGAUAGAACAGGGGAUUUCUUAUCUGAACUUGGGAUUAUUGCACAUAUUAAUCAUCCAAAUGCUGCUCACCUUUUUGGAUUUUGCGUCGAAGGUGGACUCCAUCUUGUUCUACAAUUGUCGCCACAUGGAAGUCUGGCUUCUCUACUUCAUGGUUCCAAGCAAAAACCAGAUUGGGCUGUCAGGUAUAAAGUUGCUUUAGGAACUGCAAAGGGCCUUCAAUACCUGCAUGAUGGCUGCCCGAGACGUAUAAUCCAUAGAGACAUUAAAGCUUCUAAUAUAUUACUUACAGAGGAUUUUGAGCCACAGAUAUCUGAUUUUGGACUUGCAAAGUGGCUACCGAAUCAAUGGACUCACCAUACAAUUUCCCAUUUCGAAGGCACAUUUGGAUAUAUGGCCCCUGAGUAUUUUAUGCAUGGAAUCGUGGAUGAGAAAACAGAUGUUUUCGCUUUUGGAGUCCUACUUCUUGAACUCAUUACUGGGCGUCGAGCAGUUGAUUCUUCUCAACAAAGCCUUGUGAUGUGGGCGAAGCCUUUACUUGAAACAAGUAAUUUUGAGGAGCUCGUGGAUCCCUGUCUAAUGGGUGUUUAUGACCUAGAACAGAUGAAGUGUGCGGUUGAAUCCGCCUCUUUGUGUGUGCAAUACAUGCCGAUUUUCAGGCCUUGCAUGAGCCAGGUUCUUGAACUUCUUGUUGGGGAAGGAAACAUGGCGUCAUUAGAGAAGCACCCAAAGCCCAGUUUGCAAAGGACUUUCUCCUCUGCUGAGUUAUUUGAAGUUGCAGAGGGUAAAAGCUAUAUGGAUGAUCUUACAAGGCAUAGAAAGCUUGCUUUUGAGUUCUGAGAUUGCCGAAUGCUUGUUCGGGUUCUUGUUCACAACGUAAAAUUGUUCUUGAUUGUGGAUUAUGGAAGGUGAUAAAUUGAUGAAGCUACUGAGUGUUUGCAUGUUUAAAGUUUCUCUGUGUGCUCUACAAUUGUAAGCCAAAUGAAGUAUGAAUUGAGCAGUUUUUUUUCUCUCAAGCAUUUCUGUAAGUUAUAUAUGUUGUUUAAGUGUUUGUACUCAUGGCAAACAAUUGACACUUCCUAUAUAUACUAUUUUUGCACCAAA